GUCGACUCUCUCAGCAUUUCCGUCAUCACACAACCGUUUGCUCUGCCCUCUGUGCUCCUUCUCUACUUCUCCUUUUUUACUUCUCAACCCAUGUUGUCACACAAUUGCAUCAUCCCCAUUCCAGAGUCGACUCUCUCAACAUUUCCGUCAUCACGCAGUCGUUUGCUCUGCCCUUUGUGCUCCUUCUCUACUUCUCCUUCUUUACUUCUCAAUUAGGUUGCCUUCAGGCUCGAAUGUUGGCCUACGGAUUACGUAUUUUACCUCUCUGUGACGCUGUUCUCAGCAGAUGCCCAAAGUAUUCCUGAAGAAGGGUUUUUUGUCUGUGUAUGCAAUCAGCAACUGCAUGGGUUCAUACUCCCCAAGGCUCUUCGUCAUCUUCCCUCAUGCUACCAUUAACAGCUGUGUAGGUUGCUUUACAGAUGGAUCACAUAUUACAGAUACAGAUGGAGGCUCUUACUAUACGGGGGUUAAAAUUGAGGCCAUUGCUAGAAACAAUCUAAUCACUAAAUUUAAGAAUGAUCUACUUGAAGGGAAGGUUUACCGGAUUUCGACUUUUAUGGUUUCAACCAACAGUGGCUUUUUCAUGGCUGCCAACAACGAGUUCAAGAUCAAUUUGGUUGACAAAACUAAGGCUGUUCUUGAAGAGGAUCCCUUGAUUCCAUUGAACAUGUUUACCUUCAAGAAUUCAGAAGAAAUCAUAGCUACUGGGGGUGAUUAUAACUACUUGAUUGACAUCAUUGGCUUGGUUACUAACGUUUCCAAGGAAAAACAAUACAGUAAGGGUUGUGGUGUUACUAGGAUGAUUGAGAUGGAGUUGACUGAUGAUAAGGGGAAGAUUCAGUGUGCUUUAUUUGGCAACUAUGUUGAUGUUGUCAAGGAAUUAGUUGCUUCUAAUGGUUAUCGUAUGGCUGUUGUGAUUCUGCAAUUUGUCAAGGUCAAGACAUUCAAGGGUGAUGUUGUACUUCAAAAUGUUAUGAAUGCUACAAAUGUUAUUUGGAACCCGACCACACAAGAGGCUGCUACUUUUCGUGAUGGGUUGGCUAUCCAUGGAAUUGAAUUUGAUAAGCUUAUAGCUGAUAUAGCUGAUUUUGCUGAGGACGAUGAUAUCCGAGUCAUUCCAUUAGGUGAGGAGUUCCUUACUUUAUAUCCCAGGAAAACGAUACAACAACUCAACACCACUGCUGAGGAUGGAGUUUUUGUAGUUAGAGCUACAAUAGCUGGUAUAACUCAGGGAGAGAAAUGGUGGUACUCAUCUUGUCGCUGCCACAAAGCUGUAAGCACCAGGGAUGGGAUGUACUAUUGUCGCAGCUGCUCUAAUUAUGUUCUUUCAGUUAUUCCAUGUUUCCGGAUCAAGUUAGAGGUGAAUGAUGGAGAUGCAGAUGCUGUUUUUGUGCUAUUUGACACUGAUAGUCAGCAACUGUUGUCUAGGAGCUGCCAACAGUUGGUCAACUCAUCUAAGGGAAAAGAUUCUGAUGAAUGUCCUACUGAAAUAAUGAACAUUAUUGGGAGUGAAAUGCUUUUCAAAGUGGAGAAAUCAGAUGAUCGCGCAGAAAAGUUUGAUGAGUCAUUCAAGGUGAAGAAGAUAUGCACUGAUCUUGCUGUGAUUGAAGCAUUCAAUGACGAGUCAAAGGUUCAAACACCCCACAAGAUGGUUAUUGCCGGUAAAUUUCCCAAAACAUCUGCUGGAUUUGAGGAUAGUGCUGAUUGCUCUGCAGACCUCUCUAAGAUAGGCCCAAAUGUUGAGUCUCUUGAUGAAAUAUCAACAGGGGAGGCGUCUGGCCAAUGCUCAUCUGUGCAGAGCUCUGGUAGUGUUAAUUGCCUGCCCAAUCCCCCGAAGCGUCUGAAACUAAAGGCUGUCAAAUUGGAGCAUGAGUAAAUCCCUCGCUGAAACAGUUAUUGAUUCACAGGAUGCUUCAUAUUUUCCCUACUGUCAGCUGGCUGUGUUCUAUAUUAGGAUUAUAUUACUAUGCGAUAUGUACUUUGUUAUGGUUGUUUGUUAGCAGUCAACGCCUAUGUUUCAUCCUGUGAGAUAUUGUAUUUUGUUAUGUUUAAUGUUUAAUUUUAUGCUAUGUACCUGUACAUCGAUGCCAAACAGCUCAUGCUGAACCUUGGCUUUGUUGUAUUUGUGUUAUCUAUGUUAAGUAUCUGUUUUAAAUAUCAA
This is a messenger RNA of Lotus japonicus, 2161 nucleotides long. RefSeq lists its product as uncharacterized. NCBI's taxonomy places the organism in Eukaryota, Viridiplantae, Streptophyta, Magnoliopsida, Fabales, Fabaceae. The record is from RefSeq and is a predicted model, not a curated record. The transcript is spliced from 10 exons. The coding region runs from base 287 to 1876 and encodes 529 amino acids.